AGUAAGAACUCAAAGCCUCGUCUCAGCUUAAAAGCAGCUGGUUGAAACGGUGUCCGGAUACAUUGCAUUCAGCAUUGGACGAAAGAAGUGCUGUGCGUAAAGCAUAUCAUCGUGCAGACUCAUCAUGGAACUGCCAAAGUACAAGAUACAGCUCCACACUCACCUGGAAACGCACGCCAGGAUUUCAACCGUGUGGGAGCUAGAAAGCAAAAAGAAGUUGGGCCUCGGAUACACCAGUGCCGAAGACUUCAAACGCAAAGUACGGCCCGAGAAAGCAUCUACACUCCGCAACUAUCUCAAGGAGAUCGUCCAUUAUUACAGACUCUUCGUAGGGGAUCGUGAUGCCGUGGUUCGUUUGGCGUACGAAGCCGGAGUGGACCAGGCCAACCAAGGCAUUCUCUACACCGAGAUGCGGAUAUGUCCUUACACGGCGGCUACGGAUUUUACCCACUUGAAAGGCUACACCGGGGCUCCGUCGACGCUCAAGACUCCCGAGGACGUCAUCGAGGCCAUACUGGAGGGCUUCAAGAAAGCGGAAGCUGAGCAUGACAUCCAAUUGCGUCUCGUCCUCGGCAUGUUUAGGGACAAGCCCGAGUGGUCACGAGACCUUCUGGAUCUGGUGGAAAAGUACAAGGACAGGGGAGUCGUUGGCAUCGACGUCACAGGUGUAAUUGGAAAUGAGAAAAUGAGCGAGGAGUACGGGGAAGAGAUUCUCGGCCCGGACACUAUUGCUACGUUUCAGAAAGCCGCAGUACGGGGCAUCCGGCGUAUCGCGCAUGCUGGCGAGGCUGGUCCUCCGGGGAAUAUCAAACGCGCCAUCGAGGUCCUCAAGGCAGAACGGAUCGGCCACGGUUACUCAGCAAUAGCUGAAGGCGGUGAAGCCUACAAGUUGGCACUGGAGAGGGGGAUCCACUUCGAGCAGAACAUUACCAGCAGCUACCUGACCGGAGGUGUUAAGGAGGGCCAAGUGCAUCCAAUCCUAAGACUGAUCCGAGACAAAGCCAGCUUCUCCAUCAACUACGACGGUCCCACAAUCACCCAAGUCACCAUGGAUCACGAAUACCAGCUUCUGCUAUCAAUGGGAGCAAACGUCUGCGACAUCAUCGACUCUAACUUGUCGGCGAUCAAAGCGUGCUUCCUGCCGGAGAAAGAGAAAGAAGCACUCAUGAAGAAAUACAAGAAGCUGAACGGACUCGAAAAUUACGAACCAAGAAAGUGAACAAAGCCCAAACGCUGCCCGUCGAAACCGGAAUGUCCAAGUGUAUACCCAGUGUCGAGUAAACUUGUUCUGUGUCAUGCA
Ornithodoros turicata is the source of this 1300-nucleotide messenger RNA. RefSeq names its product adenosine deaminase-like. The transcript is spliced from 9 exons. Gene Ontology annotation, biological process: inosine biosynthetic process; negative regulation of adenosine receptor signaling pathway; adenosine catabolic process. Gene Ontology annotation, cellular component: cytosol; external side of plasma membrane. The coding region runs from base 125 to 1219 and encodes 364 amino acids. NCBI's taxonomy places the organism in Eukaryota, Metazoa, Arthropoda, Arachnida, Ixodida, Argasidae. The record is from RefSeq and is a predicted model, not a curated record. Gene Ontology annotation, molecular function: adenosine deaminase activity.